Candidula unifasciata is the source of this 1003-nucleotide messenger RNA. Lineage: Eukaryota; Metazoa; Mollusca; Gastropoda; Stylommatophora; Geomitridae. The record is from the annotation of a GenBank genome assembly.
AGGUCCAGUGCUCCAGCUGUUGUCAAGGACCACACACACGACAACGGAAACGGUGAAACACAACAUGGAACAGGCACAUUGGAAGUAUACGACGAGGACUCGUAUUGCGGAAUUGGUAGCUGCAGGCCACCUUGUGUGCAGGUAUGCAAGAACAUGACCAGCUUCUCUGCAGCGGUCAGUCUAGCCAGUCUGGUGGCGUCAGCCCUGAAUUCUUACAUUACGUCACAAAUAACAACCCUUGAGCGACACUUCAACUUUAGCAGCUCCAUCAGCGGUUUCUUGUUGUCGUGCAACGACAUUGGCUAUCUUGUGACCACACUGUUCAUGAGCUACUACACCCGACGAGUCCACGUGCCCCGAGCCAUGGCCUUGUCCACGGCAAUCUACGGCAUCUCUGGAAUCCUCUGUGCUGUCGCAUUCUUUGGUACCCGAGAUCAGCUGUCCAGCCCACCCAAGGAGAGUUUUAAUGCUCCGGUAGUAUUCUUCACCCAGAUGUGUCAGAAUGCAACAACGGCUGCAAAUUUAAGCUGCGGAGACGCUUCGACUGGGCCCAGAACGCCAUUCGGGAUCACUGAACACUGGAAGCAAAUUGCAAUUUUUAUCCUGGCCUUGGGCAUGAUUCUACAGGGCGUGGCCAAAUCUCCCAGGCAACCGUUCAUCAUUACUUACCUUGACGACAAUCUUCCCAAAACAAAGACCAGCGUAUAUUUAGGUGCCAUCGUUGGACUGUCUUUCUUUGGACCAGCACUGGCAUUCGCCCUGGGGUCAGUCUUCAGUGGAAUGUAUAUUACUUUGGAAGAAACGAACAUGACCCCAUAUGACCCUAGAUUUCUGGGUGCCUGGUGGCUGGGGUUUGUUAUCUUCGGAGCUGCAGGGAUCGUUGUUGGUCUUCCAAUGAUCUUUUUCCCGAAGCGCAUGCGCAAACGAGUGGAACUGAAGGAAGUGAAACACAAGAAAGACCCAAAUGUGAGUGGAAUUAGAAGACUUUGGAUCGAUCUCAAAG